AAGGGCGUCACGUGACGGCUGGCCCCGCCUCUUCCUCUCGGUCCCAUAUUGAACUCGAGUUGGAAGAGGCGAGUCCGGUCUCAAAAUGGAGGUAAAACCGCCGCCCGGUCGCCCCCAGCCCGACUCCGGCCGUCGCCGCCGCCGCCGGGGGGAGGAGGGCCAUGAUCCAAAGGAACCAGAGCAAUUGAGGAAGCUGUUUAUUGGUGGUCUGAGCUUUGAAACUACAGAUGAUAGUUUAAGAGAACAUUUUGAGAAAUGGGGCACACUCACAGAUUGUGUGGUAAUGAGAGACCCCCAAACAAAACGUUCCAGGGGCUUUGGUUUUGUGACUUACUCUUGUGUUGAAGAGGUGGAUGCAGCAAUGUGUGCUCGGCCACACAAGGUUGAUGGGCGAGUAGUGGAACCAAAGAGAGCUGUUUCUAGAGAGGAUUCUGUAAAGCCUGGUGCCCAUCUAACAGUGAAGAAAAUUUUUGUUGGUGGUAUUAAAGAAGAUACAGAAGAAUAUAAUUUGAGAGAUUACUUUGAAAAGUAUGGCAAGAUUGAAACCAUAGAAGUUAUGGAAGACAGGCAGAGUGGAAAAAAGAGAGGAUUUGCUUUUGUAACUUUUGAUGAUCAUGAUACAGUUGACAAAAUUGUUGUUCAGAAAUACCACACUAUUAAUGGGCAUAAUUGUGAAGUGAAAAAGGCCCUUUCUAAACAAGAGAUGCAGUCUGCUGGAUCACAAAGAGGUCGUGGAGGUGGAUCUGGCAACUUUAUGGGUCGUGGAGGAAACUUUGGAGGUGGUGGAGGUAACUUUGGCCGUGGUGGAAACUUUGGUGGAAGAGGAGGCUAUGGUGGUGGAGGUGGUGGCAGCAGAGGUAGUUACGGAGGAGGUGAUGGUGGAUAUAAUGGAUUUGGAGGUGAUGGUGGCAACUAUGGUGGUGGUCCUGGUUAUAGUAGUAGAGGAGGUUAUGGUGGAGGUGGACCAGGAUAUGGAAACCAAGGUGGUGGAUAUGGUGGUGGAGGAGGAUAUGAUGGUUACAAUGAAGGAGGAAAUUUUGGUGGUGGUAACUAUGGUGGUGGUGGGAACUAUAAUGACUUUGGAAAUUACAGUGGACAACAGCAAUCAAAUUAUGGACCCAUGAAGGGGGGCAGUUUUGGUGGAAGAAGCUCUGGCAGUCCCUAUGGUGGUGGUUAUGGAUCUGGUGGUGGAAGUGGUGGAUAUGGUAGCAGAAGGUUUUAAAAACAGCAGAAAAGGGCUACAGUUCUUAGCAGGAGAGAGAGCGAGGAGUUGUCAGGAAAGCUGCAGGUUACUUUGAGACAGUCGUCCCAAAUGCAUUAGAGGAACUGUAAAAAUCUGCCACAGAAGGAACGAUGAUCCAUAGUCAGAAAAGUUACUGCAGCUUAAACAGGAAACCCUUCUUGUUCAGGACUGUCAUAGCCACAGUUUGCAAAAAGUGCAGCUAUUGAUUAAUGCAAUGUAGUGUCAAUUAGAUGUACAUUCCUGAGGUCUUUUAUCUGUUGUAGCUUUGUCUUUUUCUUUUUCUUUUCAUUACAUCAGGUAUAUUGCCCUGUAAAUUGUGGUAGUGGUACCAGGAAUAAAAAAUUAAGGAAUUUUUAACUUUUCAAUAUUUGUGUAGUUCAGUUUUUCUACAUUUUAGUACAGAAACUUUAACAAAAUGCAGUUUUGAAGGUGUUUCCUUGUGAGUUAACAGUAAAGAAGAUCAUUGUUAAUUACUAUUUUGUAUGAAUUUUGCUAAAAUUAACUGUAAAGAAACACCUGCUGACUUGCAGUUUAAGGGGAAUCUAUUCUCCCCAUUUCCAAACCAUGAUAUGAAUGGGCGCUGACAUGUGGAGAGAAUAGAUAUUUGUAUGUUUGAAAUGUGUGUUUUAGAUAAAUAGGAUUGGGUAUUUAAAUUAGCGUAUUUGUGAAUUUAAUAGCACUAAGAUUAUCUUCAAAUGAAAUAUCUCAAAAUUCCUAUUUGGUUUUUGUGCAUUUUCUUUCACAAUGUAAUCAUGAUUUUAGUGUGUUAGAUUUGCCGAGUCCUAGCUGUGUUUAGAACAUCUCCGUUCUACAUUUACCUUGGUCACAUUUAAACUGCUGCCAUAGUUUUUGGGUGUAAAGGAUGUCUGCUGCCCUCUAUUUAAAUUCUGAAAAAGGGUAGUGGAUGUUCUCCCCCUCCAAGCUUAAAAAAACAUUGUUAACUUAUUUAAGAUAAGGUCCACUAAGCCUGCUACAUUGGAGUAAAUAAGUGGGUAUCUGUUUUGUUUUCUUUUUAAAGCACAUGAGGCCCAUAUAUCUUGAUUUAUUUUCCUUGGUUUAAUUUUCCCCCCCUUGAUAAAGCUUUCAUAGCAAGAGAAUAAAAAUCAUGCUACUGAACCCUCAACUGGCUGGCAUGCUUUCCUGAUUUUGCCCUAUACAUUUUGCUGAAUAAAACCAAGGAUAGUUUAGGUAUAAUUGUUGAAAAUAACUCAAUGCAGCAGAAAUGUAGCACAGUUGCUUAGUACAAGCUUCUCACUUCCCAAAGACCUGAAUUCCAAAUUUGGAUAGCCUGAGUUUUUUCUUAAAUUCCCAAAGAACACAUUGUUAUUCUUUAUGUAUAUUUCAACCUAAAUUAUGUUGGUGUGAGUUAUCAAUUUGUUUGGAAGACCAUGAUUGAGAAGAGUUAUAGAUGAUAACAAGGUCAUAUAUACAAAAACCAAUGUUUACUGUUUUGCGCCAGCUAGUGCUUAAAAUUUCAUUCAAGCCCUAAGUAUGUGCCCUGCUGUUAUUCUUUCUUUCUUUGGUAGUUGAACAUUGAAUUCAAGAUUUUUACUUGGUUUUAAAAGUACUAAGCAAAACAAGCAAUAAAAAGGGGAAUGGGGCGUGCUAGUGUUUGAAUAUGCUCUCUUGUUGCUCUAAUUCUGUGCCUCUGUGCAUUAUUAAUAUUUGGAUGCAUGCAAUGCCAGCAUGGAAAUCGGUCUUCACAGAUACUGCAGUUUUCCAGAAAACACUCACAAACCAAUAAAUGUAACAGACAACAUUCCAUUUGUUAAUGGGCAUAUGUGAAUAAGCAGUGUAGAAAAUAGGCUAAUAUUAGAAAAUGGUUAAGUCCUUAAUAACUUCAAGUGUGGUUAUAUAAAUGGACACUGUCAAUGUUCAUAACUUAAAACCUUGGGUACCUGGUCAAACUAAUGCUUGGGAAACAUUUUAUUAAAAUUGAGCUAAAUUGUCUCAAGUUUUUUUAUUCACAUAAUAAAGGUUGAAAGAAUGGGGGAGAUUAACAUUUUCUGUUUUUAUGUUUGUGAAAAAUUGUUUGACACAACCUUGACAGUAUCCUUUAAUGGCAUAUGAGGUUAAUUGUACUGUUAAUGAACUUUGUAUGUUCUGGAACUAGUUCAAUAGUGAAUACAUUUUCAGUAAGUCAAUGUUUGCAACCUAUAAGCAGGUGAAAUCUGUGUAUGUGACCUGUUUAUAAGUUGUAUUAGCUUAGUUUUUGUGAACAGUGUGGAAAAGUAAGCCAUGAGGAGAGCGAUUUAACCAGCUUUAAAGGACCUAAGAUGUGCUUUUUAAGCACAGUGUGGAUCAAAGGAAACUGACUAAGACAGGACUUCAGCAGCCUUUUGAGUAUGGACAAGUCAGCAUAAAUAAAGAAUGACAAGGCAGCAGCAAGAGCUUCAACUACUGAGAAGUGAAGGCAUAAGAUACUAUGAUGAUAGUAAGCAACUUUCCAAAAGCUAGUUAAAUCUGCUUAUUACAACUGAAAUAUCGAAGAAAGUAGCAGGAAGGAGCUCUUCGCCUUUUGGAACAUCAAUGAGAGAUAGUUGCCACAGUCACUAGGUCUAGCAUUUAGACCUGCAAGGAAGGGCAAUAAGGAUUAGGUAAGGCUUGAAUUUGAAUUUUUUCACUAAUUAAAGAGUAAUUUUUUGUAAAGCAAGGUAAGAGUAAUCUUUUUGAUUUGCAGGUUGAAUGAGAACCCUACUUGCCUAAAUGAGGAAUGUCUUUCCUACCAUCUUAAAUACGAAGGUUUCUGGCUGGGUAAGGUUUGUAGCUCACAGUAAAAAUUGAUGACACCAUUUAUUUCCCUACAAAUCUAUAUUACAUAUUUUGGAAUUUCAUCCCCUUUCUAGUAGGUACAUUGGCAAAAUUAUAAAGCUGAAAACUUGGUACCACGUUCAACAUGUGUUAAACCUAGGACAAUUUUUAAAAUUCUGAAAUGGCCACAAGUGUUCAUCUUGAUGCAGAUGUGGCCCCUUCAUGUAUACAAUUCAUUAAUAUCUUUAGGUUCAAGUCAGUUUUUGGUAAGGGAAAAUACUUCUGUGGAAACAGUUUUUGUAACAUACAUGACUGAUGCGUUAAGCUGUCAAUCCUCACGCCAGGAAAAAUACCUUCAAAUGAAUUUACAGCAUUACCAGGUGGUAUGGUUUUCUUCAUUCAGGUGGCCUCAUGUAUAAGUUCUCUUGCAUAUAAAUUCAGGGAAUUAUUUGAACAAAUAGGAUAAGCUUGGUUUUGUUCAUUCUCGCUACUCUUAGCUAGAAGCAAUGGAGGCCUAAUUAAACAAAUGAAAUUACCUCUUUUCCCAAAGAAUUAUUUGGUUACUAUUCAGAUCAGUUGCUGAUUGUACAUAAGGGCUAUUUUUGCUGCCACAAUAGGGCUUGUUAAAACUUGAGGUUUAAUUUACUUUUUAAUAGAAUAACAAUUUCAGGGGGACAGUUGCUCAAAACACUAGUUUCUAAGAUGUGAGUUUAUUUCCUUCAUGAAUGAGAGUAGUGAGUUUGCCAUAAGGUUUAAGGAAAAAGGUUAGCUCUUAUCUAAAUUAGGACCGAAUAAUUCAUAGAAUUGAGUUAAAGGUAACAGCCUCUUAAUGAUAAAAUUCCUUCACAACAUGGUUUAGUAGAACAAAUUUAAUAAGAUAGGAAACAUUUUAAAAGCAUUCUUUCCAGUUCAUUUAUGAAAUAAAAGGAAUUUUUUAAAAAUGUAGUUCCACUGUCAUUUCUGAAAAUUCCAUAUUGUCUGUCUGUCUCUUUUUUUUUUUUGGUGUUGCUGGGGUUGGAACCCAGGGCCUUUUUUUCUGCAUGAUAGGUAAGAGCUUUACCACCGAGCUACACCCCAGCCUCUCCAUGUUGUCUUUAACUUGUAACACCAAUAAAGUAAGGAAAUGGGAAAUGGUUGAGGCAAACUUCACACUGAUAUUAAACUUGCAGAUUAUUCCUUUCUUAAAAGCUGAGGUUACUUAAACUUGUGUCCUAUGGGAAGAUAUUUGGUAAAAUCCGUUUGUUCAGGGACUAAAUAGAAAUAAAUUUGGUUAGAGUUCUGGUAAAAGUCACAAUUAGGAAUAUUUCUAAUUAAUGACAGUAUCUCUUGCAGUUCCAGUAACUGAUGUCACAAAGUAGUGAUUAAGCAUGCUAAUGUGCAGGGGUAAUGUAAGGAUUGUUAGCUUACCUAAAUAUUCACAAUUACUUUUGAAGCUUCAAUGUUUUCUGAUUUUUAAGACUUCAGAGGUGGUCUGUAAUGGAUUCAACUGUUUAAUUUGUAGUAUAAUGAAAUGUUUACAGAAAGAAAUUUUUCAUUAAAAUAUUUUUAGAAAUGUG
Molecule: messenger RNA, 5550 nt
Organism: Ictidomys tridecemlineatus (thirteen-lined ground squirrel)
Lineage: Eukaryota; Metazoa; Chordata; Mammalia; Rodentia; Sciuridae
Gene: Hnrnpa3
Product: heterogeneous nuclear ribonucleoprotein A3
Biological process (GO): mRNA splicing, via spliceosome
Cellular component (GO): catalytic step 2 spliceosome
Molecular function (GO): mRNA 3'-UTR binding
Source: RefSeq, a predicted model, not a curated record